This is a messenger RNA of Gastrolobium bilobum, 579 nucleotides long. Its product is annotated as protein FAR1-RELATED SEQUENCE 1-like. NCBI's taxonomy places the organism in Eukaryota, Viridiplantae, Streptophyta, Magnoliopsida, Fabales, Fabaceae. The coding region runs from base 1 to 579 and encodes 192 amino acids. The transcript has a single exon. Gene Ontology annotation, molecular function: nucleic acid binding; zinc ion binding. The record is from RefSeq and is a predicted model, not a curated record.
AUGGGAAUACUAUGCAGGCACAUUUUGGUGAUUUUUCAAGCAAAAAAUAUUAUUCGAAUUCCUUGUCAGUACAUAUUGGAGCGUUGGACAAAAGAGGCCAACAAAUGUAUAGAGGUGGGUGACAUUGAAAUUUGGAAUAAUGAAUCAAAUGUUUUGAGAAGUAUGAAUGUGCAACGUAAAUUUGACCACUUUUCUAAUUUGGCUAAAAGAUCCGAAGAUGCAUACAAGUUUAUUAUAUCAGAACUUGAUCGCAUUUAUAAUAUGGCCAGUACAAUGGGAAUGGAAAUCGUAGAUGUCAAUGAAGAUCCUAUAGAGUCAAAUCAACAGAAUUUGACAUGUGACACAACAAAUGAUGCUUCAGAUUUUAAUAUCAAAGACCCAUAUGUUUCACAUACAAAAGGAAGAAGAAGAAAGGAUUUUGACAAAGUCCCUCUAACAUGGAGGUUUAAGAGUGGUCUUGAAUUAUCGAUAAACAAGGCAUUGGUUAAAAGGAGAGCAUGUAAGUCUUGUGGAGAAUAUGGUCACUACCAAUCAACUUGCAAACAAAAGACAAGUCAGUGUAAGUUAUAUUGGCUUUAA